AGAGGGAGUUUAAUUUGAGUUUUGUUGAUUGAAUUGAAUUAUAGAAUGGUUGGUGCAGUAGUACUAUGUAAAUGAGUAGCAUCCAGCUUAGACACACCAGUAGAAUACAAGAACAUGAGCGAUGAAAAACUUUAACCCUUUUAACUCUCACUCUGACCAAACCAAACACCACUGUCACUCUAAUCAAUUCCUCAUCCCUAUGCCAUUCCCUCUUUCUCUCUUCCCCUGACCUAAAUUGUACUUCAAAAAUUUUCCAAUUUCGCAUGGAAAAAAACAAUAUUGAAUGGCUAAAACUUUUCUCACAACAAAGAAAAGAAUAAUCAACACCACCACCAUCACUAGAACAAGAAAUAAAACACCAAAACAAAAACAUAACCUGUCCGAGUCUGGAUCCUCUAAGCAACACCCACCAUCAACUCCUUCACCAAAACGACGCCGUAUUAAACUCAAAACAUGUAGAACCAUUAGAAUUAACAGAAGGGACCGUUCCGUUACCACGGGGAAAGAAACGGUGUCGUUCAGUUGAUUAUGUAGGAAUAAUGAAUGGCGGUGAGAUAGUGGAAGUUGACGGCGGUCACAUUAUACGGUCAAGAGGAAGAAAAGACCGUCACAGUAAAGUUUGCACCGCGAAAGGCCCGAGAGACCGGCGGGUCCGUUUAUCGGCCCACACCGCUAUUGAAUUCUACGAUGUUCAAGAUCGGUUGGGCUUUGACCGGCCCAGUAAAGCCCUUGACUGGCUCAUUAAUAAAGCCAAGCCCGCCAUCGAUCGACUCGCGCAACUUCCUCCAUGGAAACCCACUCUUGUUUCUAAACAAGAACAAAACGACGACGUAGCGGAGAAAGAAAACGCUAACGAAAACGAGUUUCGUUUUCUUCAGAACUUCAACAACAACAACAACGACAAUAACAGUACCAACAGUUUCAUUCCGUUUGAAACGGAAACGACGUCGUCUUCGCCGAUUCAGUUUCAGACUUAUAAUAGUACCACUCCUGAUUUGCUUUCCAGAACGAAUAGUAAUGAUUUGCGUCUCUCGCUUCAACAGAAUCGGAAUCAGCAGGCGCUAUUCGCCGGGAACUUUGAUGGAAUUCCGGUAGCAUGGAAUUCCGGUGGUGGUGGUGGUGGUGGUGGUGGUGCUACUACUAUUGAUACUGGUAGUGGUGGUAGUAAUCAGAAUCAUAAUGAUGAUGCUUCGGGUGGAGGUUUUGUGUUUCGUACUCCUUCACCUUCGCCGGUGGGUUUUCCGGCGGUGAUGUAUGGUCAGAAUCAGUAUCUUUCUCAGAGGGGACCCCUUCAGUCCAGUUACAGUCCUUCCGUUCGUGCUUGGAUAGAUGCGCCGACGUUUGUUGCUGCUGAUUAUCGACGGCAGACGGGUGCGUUGGGUGCCGGAUUUGCAUCUGGUAGCUUUUCUGGUUUCCGUGUGCCGGCACGAAUUGGAGGUGAUGAGGAGGAGUUGCAUGGCGGCGUAUCUGUAUCUGACAGGCCGUCGUCUGCUUCCUCUGAUUCUCGCCGUUGAAAUUGUUAACCUCACUUUCCUUAUCCUUCAAGACUUGCCUUUUGAAACCCUAAAUCUGGAAAUCAAUUUGGUAUGGGAUUGUUUUCGCUUGUUUAGAAGAUGAUUGGUUGAGAACUUGCUGUGUUUCUCGAUGGAUCGGGGUGAGGAGUUGGAUUUGGAAUGGUUCAUUUCAAUGGUUUAUGCUUGGGGAAUGAAGAAAAUCUGGAGAUGAAUUUUCAGGUUUUCCAUCCUCAAGUUUGUUAUGUUAAUUUUCAUGUUUUUGUGUUUAGUUAUCUUUCAUGUAUUUCUAUGUUUGAUGUUGUUUAUAAUUUGUUACAAUUUGUAGUUACUAUAUCUAUUUUGUGUAAUUUCUUAUCAAGUUUUAGUUUUGGUAUGAAAACAUGCAUCACAUCUA
This is a messenger RNA of Lathyrus oleraceus (garden pea), 1908 nucleotides long. Its product is annotated as transcription factor TCP4. Gene Ontology annotation, cellular component: nucleus. The coding region runs from base 540 to 1514 and encodes 324 amino acids. Gene Ontology annotation, molecular function: DNA-binding transcription factor activity; sequence-specific DNA binding. Lineage: Eukaryota; Viridiplantae; Streptophyta; Magnoliopsida; Fabales; Fabaceae. The transcript has a single exon. The record is from RefSeq and is a predicted model, not a curated record.